GUAACUUUCCCAACCCUGCUGUAAGUAUAGUGAGCUUUAACACGCGAUCACAUAUUGCUUUUUCUGUGUUUUCUCUUAACCGAGAAUUUCAUACUCUUCCAUUCGUGUUAAUAGAUGUUAAAUUAUACUGUCUAGAUUUAAACUCGCAAAUUACUGAUAAGUGCCUUUGACGUAACGCUUUUUUUUUGCAUUUUUAAGAAGUCGUUCCUAUUUGCAAAGCCGUGUCGUGAUAUUGUAUCGUUCUCCGUUGUGAUUAAUGCAACGUGUGGACUUUGUUGCUUACGACGGUAAUUGCGAAUCAGUACAAGAAAGAACAAAAAUAUGAGGUGUAUUUUUUGCGCGGUUCAAUAACUUUUCAUCGAAGAAAUGUUACUUAUACUUGUUUUUAUUUGCGUGGAAAAACUUGCGUGAUGCGCGAUAAAUGAUCGAUGCAUCAUAAAACUUAGCACUCUGCUGCGUUGAGCAAACUUUGAAUAUCUCAUUUGCACCGGUGCAUAAACGAAAGAUGCGAAAAUUUCCUCUAGUGUAUUAGUACAACGCUAAAAAUGAUUAAUCUGCCAAAAUACAACAAUUACUGCGAGUAUAAUAACAUUGCGACUUUCAUCUAUCUCUGGCUUAUUGCAAGAUCUGAAGUUGCUCGCAUCACGAUUUUAAGAAUUGAAUUAUUUCAAGCAGAUAAAAAUCUAAACUGAAAUCGUAAAGCGGAAGAUUACUGCCUAAACGUUCUAAUAGAUCUGUUUACUUUGCUGCUCUCUUCCCAUAUUUGCAAUAGAAUAAGGAAUAUGUUCUUGUAGAGCUUCGAAAGAUACAGAAAACUAAAAUGCGAAGCGCGACUGAAGCCAGCAAAUAAAUCGCAAAUGGUCGCUAUUUCGUAAGAAUAAGUUUAAAGUCCGAUGCACGAUCUUGAUGGAAGAGAAAUUUCUUUCGAUGAACGACAGUCUCGGUGCACAGUACAUAGCAUUGUUAUCGUAUAUCCGCGUGCGAAGUGCACUCGGCUGACGGACCACCAACGUCAAAGAAGACUCGCAACAUAAAAAAUGCAUCGAUAAAUAUGCAAAUGCUGUAUAUAAAUAUGUAAACGCAUGCUCUUGGAACAAUAGAAUAAUGAUGCGCUUCACUUGUGAUUUCUGCGGUAAGACCCAUGCAUUUUUUUUUACAUCUUCCACACGAUUGCCGUGGAAGUUAUUUCAAUUAUUUAUUUUAGUCAUUAUCGAUUUAUUGGUCUUCCUUUUUGCUAGUACAUACCAAGUGUGUAGAGAUAAAUUCGUUUUAAUAAAAUACAAGCGACUUACGCCAUUGCACGGCACACAAGCUCCCGCGUGUAACGAUAAUACAGUAUCUCUAUGAAAGUGACAUGCGUGUGCGCGUGCAUAUAUACAUGUUGGCACUAUGCAAAUCUAACAAAAAAAAAUGGAGCGAUGUAGCGCUGUGUUAAAUAACACCAACACAUACGCACGCACGUGGUAUUCAUGUAUCUUCCGGGUGGAAUGAUACGUGUGCCCGGCGCGCGUGUGCGUGCGUGCGUGCGUGUGUCCGGUGUCCAAGUAUAAUAAUGGUCAGUGAAGAUACCGAUCCACCAGUCUUCAGCACGUGUUCCGAGACACUGGAGAACGUUGAGACGAACCGCGAGGCAAACGAUUCGACACAACACAAGCCAUUCUAUCGCGCACGGGUCAAUCGGUGAAAGUAGAACAUUGGAACGUGAUCUAACAAUAAGUGCGUAUUUGUGCGCGGAAAGACUUGGAGAUGACGAUUAAAUCGGCCGACCUCGAGAUGCCGUACCUGAGAAGAGCGGGUCUCAAUGGUCGGCUUGCGUUUGCUAUCGCGGCGGCCGCUCUCGGCUCGUCGUUUCAACAUGGAUACAACACCGGUGUGGUUAAUGCACCUCAACAGCUUAUCGAGGACUGGAUCAAAGACUUGAAGACGAACCGCACGGGUGUUCCAACGGAAAAGACGGAGGUGACGUUAAUCUGGUCUUUGGCGGUAUCGAUAUUCUGCGUCGGUGGAAUGAUAGGUGGUUCUCUGGUGGGUUGGGUGGCGGAUCGCUUCGGCAGAAAGGGCGGUCUGCUGAUGAACAACGUCCUGGUCCUACUGACCGUGAUCUUCGAGGGCAGCGCCAAGGCGGCGAAGAGCUACGAGAUGAUAAUCGUCGGCAGAUUCCUGAUCGGUAUAAACUCCGGGCUGAACGCCGGUUUAGCGCCCAUGUAUCUGGCCGAGAUCUCUCCCGUGCAUCUGCGCGGCGCCGUGGGCACGGUCUACCAGCUGGUCAUCACCAUCUCGAUUCUGGUGUCGCAGAUCCUCGGCCUGGAGCAAAUCCUCGGUACCGCCGAGCAAUGGCCGUUGCUGUUGUGCCUAACGAUCGUACCGGCGUUCUUCCAGAUAUGCACGCUGCCUCUCUGUCCCGAAAGUCCCAAGUACCUGUUGCUUAGCCGCGGCAAAGAUAUGGACGCGCAAAGAGCGCUGUCCUGGUUGCGCGGCACAAUCGAAGUUCACGACGAGAUGGAAGAGAUGCGAGCAGAGUACGAAUCGGUGAAACUGCUGCCGAAGGUCACUGUACGCGAGCUGUUUGUAAAUGCAGCGCUUCGCAUUCCUCUGUUCAUCUCGAUCAUGAUUAUGUUCGCCCAGCAGCUGUCGGGCAUAAAUGCCGUCAUGUUUUUCUCAACUAAGAUCUUCAGGAUGGCGCAGCUUGACGCGCAUGCCGCCCAAAACGCCACGAUGGGAGUCGGCGCGAUGAAUGUCUUGAUGACCCUCGUCUCUUUGGUGUUGGUAGAGAAGGCAGGCAGAAAAACGUUACUCUUGAUCGGAUUCGGCGGUAUGUUUGUGGAUACUGUUCUACUCGCCAUUUGUCUCGUAUUCGCUGAAACGUCGCGAGCAGCAGCGUAUCUCUCGAUCGUGCUUGUCAUCAUGUUCGUCGUCCUGUUCGCCACCGGACCAGGAAGUAUUCCGUGGUUCCUGGUGUCAGAGUUGUUCAAUCAAUCCGCCCGACCACCCGCUACCUCCAUCGCCAUCGCCGUCAACUGGACCGCGAAUUUCAUCGUCAGCAUCGGCUUCCUGCCGCUGCAGGAGGCGCUAGGCGCUUACGUGUUCAUCAUCUUUGCGGUGCUGCAGUUGUUCUUCACGAUCUUCAUAUACAAGAAAGUGCCGGAGACGAAGAACAAGACCAUGGAGGAGAUCAGUAGCAUGUUCAGGCAAAUAUCGUAUCAGUGAGGAUUAUAGUCAAAAUGGGUAAAAUAUUUUUCGAAAACAAAGUCAACACACGUACGACCGAUGAGUGCGUUUCGCUCUCUAUCCUCUUUCUCUGCCUGUGUCGAGGAGAAUUCAACGGUUUGGCGAAAGUGGCACACUAUUCUAUAAUCUAUCAACGCGCUUCCAAUAUUCUGCCUCUACGCGGUAUCCAAAGUUCAUCGAUAGGAUACUCGGUGAAUAUUUGUCUGUAAUCGCGAUGUGUGCUACAAUGUAUUCGGUACAGUAGUCAUAACCCGCAAUCGUGCCAAUCCGGAAAUCUUAACUUUUUCUUGUAUAAUAAUUUAAUUUUUUAGCGUUUUAUUCUCAAUUUCUGUAACUCGGAAACUUGGUUCCAAGUCGAAUCGCGCGAGCGCGAACAUUUCGCCCUGGGGUUUAAGUUGUGAACUAAAGCCAAAUUGUAAACUAAAGCCAACGGUACACGAUACUAUUUUUCCUACUGGAUUUCUUAUAAGAGCCAAUAAGGAUAAGAGUUCAGUAGGAAAAAUGGUACCGUGUGCCGUUGGCUUUAGUUUUAGUUCCUACGUUGCAACCAGCAAAGAAAAAGUCGUCGCAAGAAAGAAGAACUGAAAUGGCACGAAACCGUUUAAGACACACGAUUCUUUCACAGUCUUUUCAAACAAUAAUUUGUUCCUUGUUUCAGGAACAAUAACGUACGCCAUUACCUGUACGAAUGAUUACAGUUCUAGUCACGAAAAGACCUGUAGCCGGAAUAGAACGUUGGAAGAAUCUUACACGCCGGCCGAUUUUAUUUUUAUCACGGAACCUCCGAUUCGUUUUACAUCGACAGGUCGCUAAACAAAUCUUUUACACGGCAUCACGUAAAGUUGUAUACUAUCUUUUAAAGAAAUCAUUAAUCGAAUGCAAUUUUUUAUAGUAUAACGGUUUUAUGACAGUGUCAGGAAAAACUAGCGUUCCCACUGUCAAAUAAUCGCGUCGCGUUACUGUCUAAAGAAAUUUAAAAAAAUAGUCGUCGAAAACAAAAUAGAAGCGAUUAGAUCGAUGAGAGUGAAGAGCGUAUCAAUUGCCUUUUUAUGAGAUAAUUUAUAAUAGAAAUUUUAAGAAUAUUUUAUUAUACGUAAACCGAGAUGUAAGUUUUAUUCGAACGAGAACGGGAAGAGUGCUGUUAGGAUAAUUGUAAAUACAGAAAUAUAUGUAAAGACUAGUAUUGUGCAUAGCGUAGGAGAUAAUUAUAUUUAUGUAUACAUGUAGGUUUGGUUAAUGUUUAAGCAUAUAUCAACGUUUUUUUUUUAAUUAUUUAGAUUACUUUUAAUUUGUGUAUACAUAAACGUAAAAGAAAACAUACGAUAUACUAAAUGUAACUCAGGAACUUACGCUGGUUGUUAUCUCGUUAAAAGCACAGGUGGAUACAAGGUUUUAUUUGUCCUGUGUCUGCGCCUCUCGAGAAAUACUCAUCAGAAACUCAAUCAUGAAUGUUAUCCUCAAGCAUGAACUCGUGAAAAGUGAACAUUUUCAUUGGCAAAUGUUAAAUUCGUUAACGAGAUUUUUCACCUUUCACGCGUCUACGCUAGAGAAAAAGAUUCAUGAUCGAGCCCCUCUAAUAAUCACGUUAGUAUUAAACGGAUUUACUCUAGAAAGCAGAAAGCAUCUAAGUUUACUCGACACGUAAAAUAAAUCAUUGAUUUUCUACUUGGAAUGUGUCAUUUGAGAGAAAAUUGAAUCGAUCAGAAUUUCAGAUUUAUUAUAAGUGCGAUUCGGUAUGUUAUCCAUAUCACGUAUGUUAUGUGCCAUGUAUAUUCAAAGUAUGUCAAUCGCGGACCCAUCAAUUUGUCGCGAAACUGUAAAUAAUACAAGAGUUUUCAUAUAUCUUUUUAGUUACUUGAUUGCUAAUUAUCGUAUAAGUUUUUGCAACGCAGUUAGCUCUUAGGUUUAGGCGAUUCUUUUAUAAAUAAAUCUACAAACUCUUGCUAAUCAAAAGGGGCGGCGUUAAACUCUGUAAUCCGUAUCGUUUGUACGCCAAGAGUUAUUUGCUGUAAUUAUGAUAAUUCAGUAUCUCCGUCGACAUGUCCGCCUACAAAAUGUGUUAUUAAAUGUUACGAGAUGUCUUCAAGAUUACAGUUUUAUAACACUUGAUGUCGAUAUAUACAUAUAUCAUCGAAAUAAAGAGGAACAUCAAGGAUGAAA
Messenger RNA from Vollenhovia emeryi, 5388 nucleotides. RefSeq names its product solute carrier family 2, facilitated glucose transporter member 1-like. The transcript is spliced from 5 exons. Gene Ontology annotation, biological process: monosaccharide transmembrane transport. Gene Ontology annotation, cellular component: membrane. Gene Ontology annotation, molecular function: hexose transmembrane transporter activity. Lineage: Eukaryota; Metazoa; Arthropoda; Insecta; Hymenoptera; Formicidae. The coding region runs from base 1747 to 3207 and encodes 486 amino acids. The record is from RefSeq and is a predicted model, not a curated record.